AUGUUUAUCAGAACAACUGUUCUCUGCUUUGCGCUCCCACUCCUAAGGUCCGUUUGCUGCAUGGAAAGUGAGAUUUGCUUUCCGGUGAGACUGGGUAACCCUGACAGGAGGGAUUCUGACAACGACGUGGAGAUCAGGGAUGAAAAGUGUGUCAUAAAGUUAAAAGCUUUCCAGCAGGAAUUAAAAAUCGACUUACGGCAGGAUUCUAACUUUAUUGCGCCUUCCAUCUCGAACCAAGACGCGUUCUGGCUCCCCGGUGCUGCGCUCAGCCCGGACCUGAGCCGGUGCUUUUAUUCCGGGUAUGUCAACGGAGACAAGGACUCCUACGCAGCUUUAAGCCUCUGCAAAGGUCUAAACGGCGCGUUUGGCUUCCAGGGAUGGGAGUAUUUCAUCAGCCCGGCGCAGAAUGGCACCCGGAGCGCGCAGGUUGCGCACAUCAUCCGGCGCAGAACCAGCACGGGUCUGAAGCGCGGCUCAGCCUCCAGGUGCGCAGUGGACAACGAUUUAAGCCUCUCGGUCGCGCAGUCGUUGGAGAAGUACAAGCACAUCACGGACUAUAGGAACGCGAACGAAACCAUGAGGAGGAUGGGGAGAGCCAAGAGGUUCGCCUCCGUGCCCAGGUUCGUGGAGACGCUCGUCGUGGCGGACGAGUCCAUGGCGCAUUUCCACGGAGACGAGCUAAAGCACUACCUCCUGACUCUGAUGGCGGUCGCAGCGAGGCUCUACAGGCACCCCAGCAUCCUCAACUCCAUCAGCAUCACGGUGGUGAAGAUUAUUAUCAUACACGAGGAGGACAAAGGACCCAAGGUGUCCGGGAACGCAGCCAUGACGCUGCGGAACUUCUGCACAUGGCAGAAAAAGCUGAACAAACAUAACGACAAGCACCCGGACUACUGGGACACCGCGAUCCUUUUCACCAGAGAGGACCUGUGUGGAGCGUCCACCUGCGACACUCUUGGCAUGGCGGAUGUCGGCACCAUGUGCGACCCGAAGAGGAGCUGCUCGGUGAUUGAAGACGACGGCUUGCCUUCAGCCUUCACCACUGCUCAUGAACUUGGCCAUGUGUUCAACAUGCCACACGACAACGUGAAAGCUUGUGAAGAUGUGUUUGGGAAACUGCAGGAGAACCACAUGAUGUCUCCCACACUUAUUCAGAUCAAUCGCACCAGCCCCUGGUCCCCCUGCAGCGCCGCCAUCAUCACUGAGUUUCUGGACAGUGGACAUGGGGAGUGUUUGCUUGACCAGCCUCAGAAACCUUUAGUUCUUCCUGACAAUCUGCCCGGAUCGUCCUACAGUCUCAACCGUCAGUGUGAGCUCGCAUUCGGAGAAAACUCCAAACCUUGUCCUUUUAUGCAGCCACCGUGCAGUCGUCUGUGGUGCACAGGAAAGUCCAGCGGCCACCUGGUGUGCAUGACUCGGCACUUCCCCUGGGCAGAUGGCACCCAUUGUGGUGAUGGAAAGGUCUGUGACCGAGGAGUCUGCUCUGCCAAACAUGUCCAACAUGUGAAGGUGGAUGGACGCUGGGGUAAGUGGGGUCCGUUUGGUUCCUGUUCGCGGACAUGUGGAGGUGGCGUCCAACUUUCUAAAAGGGAGUGCACCAACCCAAUUCCAUCCAACGGGGGUAAAUACUGCCAAGGAGUUCGGGUCAAAUAUCGCUCCUGCAACCUGAAUCACUGCCCCGAGACAGGUAGGACAUAUCGUGAGGAGCAGUGUCUUACGUCUGGCCACAGCUUUAAUAGUAACCGUUUAACCCACUCAGUGGUGUGGGUACCAAAGUACUCUGGAGUCUCCCCCAAAGACAGGUGUAAGCUCGUUUGUAGAGCUAAUGGCACUGGCUACUUCUACGUCCUGGCACCAAAGAUGCUACAAGGCUACAAGAGGACUGCCAACACCCUGAAACUGAGCUGCAGCACCGUGGCCAAGAUCAUCCAGCAGUGGGUCCACUCAGAACAGACCUCGCGUUGGUCGUCCAAAGAAGCUGAGUGCACGUGCUCAGCGUCACAUCCAAAUGCUGUCUUUGAAAGAUAG
Molecule: messenger RNA, 2028 nt
Organism: Nematolebias whitei (Rio pearlfish)
Lineage: Eukaryota; Metazoa; Chordata; Actinopteri; Cyprinodontiformes; Rivulidae
Gene: adamts15a
Product: ADAM metallopeptidase with thrombospondin type 1 motif, 15a
Exons: 7
Coding region: 1-2028 (675 amino acids)
Biological process (GO): proteolysis; extracellular matrix organization
Cellular component (GO): extracellular matrix
Molecular function (GO): metalloendopeptidase activity
Source: RefSeq, a predicted model, not a curated record